UUGUUUUCAUCUAUUUUGAUAAUAUCAUGCAGAUUGUUGAAUAAAAACAUAAUUAUACAUAUUUAUUUGAAAAUAAUACAAAAUACAUAGAUAAUUUACCAAUUCGAACGAACAGUCAGAAUAUAUAUACUUGAAUCACAUAUGGUUUUAAGGUAAAGGUCUCAAUCAAUGAACUCUUCUGAAAGGUCUCAAUCAGUGAGCUCUUCUGAAAGAUCUCAAUCGGUAAGCUCUUCUGAAAGGUCUCAAUCGGUGAACUCUUCUGAAAGGUCUCAAUCCGUGAACUCUUCUGAAAAGUCUCAAUCAGUGGCGUCUUCAUCUUCUGAAUCUCGCAAUAUCCUCGAAAUAUAUUAUGAGGGAAACGUCGUAGGGGAAGUCGAUCUCUUAAGGUACAGGAACUAUGAGGGUCUCGUAAAUGCUCUGUCUAAUAUGUUUGGAGGAGCAACAAUUAAGUAUGGCAAUGUAUCUAGUGAUCACUAUACGUUGACGUAUAUAGACAACGAUGAAGAUUGGAUGAUGGCCGGAGACAUCCCUUGGCACGAUUUUGUGAGUACAGCUCAAAAAUUGAUCAUUACGUGACCGGAUCCUUGAUCAUAAGUACCACCCGACAAUACAUGCAAACGAAACUCCAACGAACCAUUUUACAUCUCUUCAAUUGAAGUGAACUAUUAUCUAAAUAUUCCUGUGUUGCAAAGUCAACUUAUAUAAUUUAUGUAAAAAAAAAAAAAAAACUUUUACCAACUAUUUAAACAAUACUCGUCUCUCUUAUUCGCGGUCAAAUUGUGUAAUUAGUUAAUAUUAAUGGGGGAGAUGUGAGU
Molecule: messenger RNA, 815 nt
Organism: Camelina sativa (false flax)
Lineage: Eukaryota; Viridiplantae; Streptophyta; Magnoliopsida; Brassicales; Brassicaceae
Product: auxin-responsive protein IAA31-like
Biological process (GO): regulation of DNA-templated transcription
Cellular component (GO): nucleus
Source: RefSeq, a predicted model, not a curated record